Molecule: messenger RNA, 1136 nt
Organism: Solanum tuberosum (potato)
Lineage: Eukaryota; Viridiplantae; Streptophyta; Magnoliopsida; Solanales; Solanaceae
Product: 54S ribosomal protein L22, mitochondrial-like
Exons: 7
Coding region: 142-957 (271 amino acids)
Biological process (GO): translation
Cellular component (GO): ribosome; mitochondrial large ribosomal subunit
Molecular function (GO): structural constituent of ribosome
Source: RefSeq, a predicted model, not a curated record
GAAAAAUCAGUUCUUGAUUGUUCAAAUACUUGGAUUUCAAUGGUACCCCAGAAGUGUGUUUGUUUAGCUGAUACAAUGCACUUUUAAUGACGAACUGAGAUUGUCUAGAGGUAUUGAGGGGGAUUUCGUUUAGCUGAAGAAAUGGUGGGCUGGGAACGUCAUUUUCAGUGCAUACUUCGUCAGGCUGGGAAGAGAUAUCAACAAAAUCUAACUGUUCCUUUCAAUUCAUUGUUUCACUCAAAGGCAACUCCAGUACUCGGUGAGGUGCCUUAUUUACCAAGGCUGCAAAAUACACUUUCCCCUUGCAUCUCAAGGCCAUUGUACCAAUAUCUACAACAUCUGGGUUUGUCUAGUUCAAGGACAUUACUUGCCGACGAUGCAACACCAAUUUCUUCUCCAUUAACACCAAUGUUACCAUCAAGUACGGGAAGUACAGAAGCAGAGAAAGCAAUUUCUAAACCUUCAAAAGUUCAAGCUAUUUUGAAGGGUAUAAAACAGAGCCCAAAGAAGGUGAACUUGGUUGCUGCAUUAGUUCGUGGUAUGCGUGUUGAAGAUGCAUUGUUACAGUUGCAAGUGACGGUAAAGCGAGCUGCCAAAACUGUCUAUCAGGUUAUACACUCUGCUCGGGCAAAUGCAGUGCAUAACUAUGGAUUUGAUCCGGAUCGUCUUCUUAUUGCUGAGGCAUUUCUUGGGAAGGGACUCUUUAAGAAAAGGUUGUCCUACCAUGCUAAAGGAAAGUGUGGAAUGAUGGUGAGGCCAGAAUGUAGACUGACAGUGGUUCUUAGGGAGAUAACACCGGUAGAGGAGGCCGAGAUAGCUAAGUUGAGAGUACACAACUUCAAAAAGCUAACUAAACGCGAAAGACGUCUUGUCCCUCAUAAGCUCAUCGAAACUACUCCAAUAUGGAACCGCAAGAGCAAAGCUAGAAGUAGUGGCACAGGUGCUGUUGCUGAAUGAGCCACGACCCCAUUGUAGUUCUUUUUUUUGUUUUUAGAAACCAAUGCAAAUUACAUAAAGAUCAGUGGUUGAUGAAAAUCCAUUGCAUCUCAUCACAUUUCUUUUUUUGUAAGAGCUGUAACUUAAGUUAAUCCCUGGUUUCUGUUUUCUUCUUGCAAGGCAAUACUCUCUCCUUUUUA